This is a messenger RNA of Myotis davidii, 2525 nucleotides long. RefSeq names its product cytochrome P450 2S1. Gene Ontology annotation, molecular function: iron ion binding; heme binding; oxidoreductase activity, acting on paired donors, with incorporation or reduction of molecular oxygen, reduced flavin or flavoprotein as one donor, and incorporation of one atom of oxygen. NCBI's taxonomy places the organism in Eukaryota, Metazoa, Chordata, Mammalia, Chiroptera, Vespertilionidae. The record is from RefSeq and is a predicted model, not a curated record. Gene Ontology annotation, biological process: xenobiotic metabolic process. Gene Ontology annotation, cellular component: intracellular membrane-bounded organelle; cytoplasm. Bases 283 to 1788 code for a protein of 501 amino acids. The transcript is spliced from 11 exons.
AAGUCUCUGGCUUUCAGGUUCCCCCAGUUUGUCCACGCCCUACUCGGGGCCCAAAGCGCUCUCUCCGCUCCCCUGAAAGUGAGAGACUGAAAGGGUGUGUCCCCGACGCCAGGCGGCGGCAGCGGUCUGGGAGAAAGAAAUCCGGCGGCGGGGAGAGAACACUGGCGGUAGGCCAGGGUGGGGAGCUCGCUGCCCCGCCUCCCCCCACCUGACUUAGUUGGGAAGGGCGCUGCCCUCCGGCGUGGAGCGUCUGGGAGCUGGAGAAGGAGCCAACCUGCGGAGAUGGAGGCGGCCGGCACCUGGGCGCUGCUGCUGCUGGUGCUGCUGCUGCUGCUGCCGCUGGCGCUGCCCGCGAUCUGGACCCGAGGUCGCCUGCCCCCCGGGCCCGCUCUGCUGCCGCUGCUGGGUAACCUCCUGCAGCUCCUGCCUGGGGCGCUGUACUUCGGGCUCUUGCGGCUGAGUAAGAAGUACGGACCAGUGUUCACCGUGCACCUGGGACCCUGGCGGCGCGUGGUGGUCCUGGUUGGGCACAAGGCUGUGCAGGAGGCCCUGGGAGGUCAGGCUGAGGAGUUCAGCGGACGGGGGAUGUUGGCAACACUGGACCCGACUUUUGACGGCCAUGGGGUUUUCUUCUCCAAUGGGGAGCGGUGGCGGCAGCUGAGGAGGUUUACCAUGCUCACUCUGCGGGACCUGGGCAUGGGGAAGCGAGAAGGCGAGGAGCUGAUCCAGGCUGAGGCCCGGUGUCUGGUGGAGGCCUUCCAGGCAACAGCAGGACAGCCAUUUGACCCCUCCCUGCUGCUGGCCCAGGCCACCUCCAAUGUUGCCUGCUCCCUCACCGUGGGCCUCCGUUUUCCCUACGAGGAUGAGGAGUUCCAGGCUGUGGUCCAGGCUGCUGGUGGCAUCCUGCUGGGGAUCAGCUCCCCUUGGGGCCAGACCUAUGAGAUGUUCUCCUGGCUCCUGCAGCGCCUUCCAGGCUCCCGAACCCAGCUCCUCAGCCAUGUGAACACCCUGGCCACCUUCGCCAUUGAGCAGGUGCAGCGGCACCAGGGAAGCCUGGACCCCUCAGGCCCUGCACGCGAUGUUGUGGGGGAAGGUGGAGGUUUGGAGGCGCUCCUGAAUGGGUAUGGUGGCCUGGCUGCCUGCCACCCAGCCCCUCUGCCUGGUUUCUUCCAGGAGGAAUGUGAUUCAAACACAGAAUUCACUGACAAGAACUUGUUGAUGACUGUCAUUUAUCUGCUGUUCGCGGGGACGGUGACCGUCAGCCCUAAGGUCCAAGAACGCGUGCACGAGGAACUGACAAGGGAGCUGGGUGCUGGCCGGGCUCCAGGCCUGGGGGACCGAGCUCGCCUCCCAUAUACGGAUGCAGUUCUGCACGAGGCGCAGCGGCUGCUGGCACUGGUGCCCAUGGGGAUACCCCGAGCCCUCACAAAGACCACCUACUUCCGAGGAUACACCCUGCCCCAGGGCACUGAGGUCUUCCCCCUCCUGGGCUCUGUCCUGCAUGACCCCGAAGUCUUCAAGCAGCCAGAGGAGUUCAACCCAGGCCGAUUUCUGGAUGCAGACGGAAGGUUAAAGAAGAAGGAGGCAUUCCUGCCCUUCUCCUUAGGUAAGCGUGUCUGCCUCGGGGAGGGCCUGGCACGAGCGGAGCUGUUCCUUUUCGUCACCGCCAUCCUGCAGGCCUUCUCUCUGGAGAGCCCGUGCCCAGUGGGUGCCGUGAGUCUCCAGCCAGCUGUCAGUGGCCUUUUCAACAUCCCCCCAGCCUUCCAGCUGCAAGUCCGUCCCCGCUGACUAUCCCACCCCAUCGUGAGGAACAAAUGAAGGAGAGGGUAUUGGGAGGUAGCAGCCUCGACCUCGGGCCUGGACAUGGCUGUGUCCAGAGCCAUGUCUACACCACAGGAAACCACGUUCUCACACCUGUAGUUGUAUUUGAGAGUCAGUCACACAGAUACUCGUCCACAGGGCCACACUCACUGAACCACACACCCAUACACAACCACAAGGCAACUCAGCCGCACAAGCUUUCUAUAGACCUAAAUUUAGUCUUUCUGGAAUCAUAACCACAUGCCCAGAUAACCCACCAACUUGCAUACAGGGUAAGUCCCCUGGACUCACAACCCAUGUGUGGGAGUUCCACCGUAUUCUCGGCCUACAUGCCCUCUUCACUCAUCACACUUAACAGCACCACCGUCUCCAGGAGCCUGGGGCAGGGAACAGGCACCUUCCUGGGCCAUUUCUCCUCGCAGAGACUACCCUCAGCCCUCGCGGGACCACACCAUUACCCAGGCAUGUGACUCAUAAGCCACACUCUCCCAACCACUGAACCACACAGCCAGCUCACACCUGGCCUCAUCCUGACUCCCAGACAUCUUCCUACUGAGACAGUCACACCCUGGCCUUCCCACCUUCAGCCUUCAAGGACCCUUUCCAAGCACCCUGAUCCCUAAAUUCUCCCAACUACAGAUUAUACCUUCAUUGUGCAGUUAUGCACACAGAGCUGGGAACCAAGUAAACUAGGACACAUGGGA